Mytilus trossulus (common blue mussel) is the source of this 2800-nucleotide messenger RNA. Its product is annotated as ras guanine nucleotide exchange factor O-like. The transcript has a single exon. NCBI's taxonomy places the organism in Eukaryota, Metazoa, Mollusca, Bivalvia, Mytilida, Mytilidae. Bases 577 to 2544 code for a protein of 655 amino acids. The record is from RefSeq and is a predicted model, not a curated record. Gene Ontology annotation, molecular function: zinc ion binding.
UUAUAGGUAGAAUCGUAGGAUUGAUUAAUAUAGUGUACCCCUUUAAUUCCUGCUAUGCCCUAUCGAUUGUGCUUUAAAUUACAUAUUUGUUAUAACUUCUGUCCAUUUAAGUACUUUUUAUUGUGCGAUGCAAUUUUAAUGGAAUGAUUUUUACAAUAGACUUCAAAAAGUUUCAGUAGAAUAAUUUAAAACAAAUACGAGCAAAUACUUGAACUUGUUGCUAGUAACGAUAUGUUUUGUUGUCAUAUGGAUUGUAAAACCACUUUGAAGUCUAUUACUUUUAAUUGAAUAUAAAUAUUUCAUACGAGAACUAUAUAAUUACCAAUUUAAUAUUGAUAAAAUCCUCGUAAUGAGAGAAGAUAAAUACUAUUGGGUUAUUAAUAUUGAUGAAGUAUUAUGACAAAAAGUUGAUUUCAUGAAUAAGAUUAAAACAAAGGCGUUUCAAUUGGGACACAUGUCAAGUAUAUAUAUUCAGCAGAUAGUUGUUUGUUCGUUAUUCAUGUUGACAAGUCUCGAGUGAUAUCAUGUGCAUACAUUGAAUAUUUUUUGUAUUACAUUACAACCGCAUGUGGUAACAUGGAUUCAUUAACUUUAAACAGUAUGAAAUUCAUAGGAAAACUGAAAUCAGGUGUGAAUAAGCGACGGACGAGAAAUAGUUACUUUUGUACACUGUGUAAAGAUGACUUCAAGGAUCCUCGACUUCUCAACUGUUACCAUUCUUUCUGUAGAUUUUGUUUAGAUGAGUAUCUGAUGGUUAACUAUGAGGAUGGAAACUUCCCAUGUCCACUUUGUAAAGAGAUGAAUAUUGCCCCUGUCAAUGGGUGUAGAGGUUUACCAAAAAACCAAUACAUAAAGAUCAGUGACAGUGACUCUCAAAUUAAUUGCGACCUUUGCGAACAUAGAAUAAAAGCAGAAUCAGUAUGCAAAGAUUGCAAUACAAACUUGUGUAAAUUUUGUCUAAUUAGCCAUAUAAGUAUGCAAGGAUCUAAAUACCACAAUGUUAUAAGUCUAGGGAAAGGACAAGAACCGAUAAGAACAUGUUCUAUACACACAAAGGAAGAACUGUUAUAUUAUUGCGAUACUUGCGAGAAACCUAUUUGCAACAUGUGCAACACAACGGAACAUAAAACUCAUCGUAGUAAAGAUAUAGCAAGUAUGGCAACUAUUUUGAGAGAACAACUUGGAACAUCGCUGAAAACGGCCACAUCGAAUACGAAUGCAAAUAACUUUCAAAAUAAAGUUGCUGAACAGAAACGGAAAAUCAAAGCGUACCAAGAAGAUGUUAUCGCCAUGAUUGAUGAACGGACCAACGAAUUACAUAGACUAGUGAAUGAGAUACGCGGCGAAUUUGUAAGGAAAGUUGUUAACGAAAAUGAGGAAAACAUAAAACAACUAGAAGAUAAUAUGAACACGUUGAACACGAAUGUAGCUGCAAUUGAGGAACUUCUAAAAUUAGGAAAUAUAUAUUUACAAAACGCUUACAAUAUAGAUAUCGUAGUCCAUACACCGAAACUACAGAAUAAAAUUGAAAAAUUACAAAGAUUAGACGUUCAAAUUUCGGAAAUUAAGCUUACAAACUUUUAUCCAUCGCAAACUGGCAUUACAGAUUUUGAAAUAGAGAAAAUUUUUGGAACAUUUGAUAAAUUAAAUAAAAGACCAAAACACAUUCAAUCAAUUUCCAGGCUUUCAGAAUUACGUCGCUCCCACUCCGAAGAAGAUCGCCGAACUAAUUCAAUUAGCUCACUUCGUUCAUUUGAUGUGUCAUCUUCUUCACUCAGUAAAAAAUCUUUCUGGUGUUCCGAAGGUACAGUUACUGGCUUGACAUUACUACGGGACGGGUCUGUUUGUGUUUGUCUCGGAGGUGAAGGUAUUCUUGAAACCUUUACCACAACCGGUCUUCGAAUUGGACACCAAAAGUUCAAUCAUCCAAUUGACGAUUUAGUUGUAUCUAGAAAUGGAUCUCUUUAUAUUAGCUCAAACUCAGAAAAAAAAAUAUUCAAACUUGUAAAGGAAAAUAAGGAGAUAUUUGCUGAGACACGUUCUUGUGUACGGGGACUUGCAAUUGAUUUCGACGAGAAUUUAAUUGCUGGAAUGACAGAAAAGGGUUCUUUCUUCGACAGACACCAAGUUGGACAUGUCACUGAAAUAUCAAAGACACAUAAGGUUAAGAGAAUAGUAAAUGUCAACAAAAUUAGGUAUCCAGCAAGAAUUGCGAUUGGUCAGAAUCGACGCAUAGUCGUGUCUGAUUGGAUACAACUCUCUGUCUUUAUUUGUAAGGGGGACAUAAUUAUUGGAACGUAUUCUGGUAUUGUUGACUCAGAACAAGAAUUUAUACCACGUGGAGUUUGUUGUUGUGAAAAUGGUGAUAUAGUUGUUGUAGACAUUUCUACAAACUGUCUUCACUGGCUGUCACCUGAAGGAAGACUUCGCAGGGUUGUGUCCCUUGAUAAUCAGGAGGCUUGGAGUGUAACAGCCGAUCAAAAUAAUACUAUCUGGAUAGGCACCAAAAAUGGUUAUGUUUUUCCGGUAGAACUAUUAAGUUAAUACAUAAAGGGAUACAAUCCUCAACUGAGAAUACACAAUCCAUACUAUAGACAAGAUUUUACAUUAAUUUUGUUAUUGCUGUUUUGCUGGUUCCCGCAAAAUAACGAUUUAUAUAUGAGUUUUUCUAUUUUCCGGUCUUAAUUCUGAUUUGUAGUAUAUUAGUUACAGUAAGAAUUUAAAACAAUUUAUACUGAAAAACAAUACAUGUAAAGCACGUGUGUUAUAAUUGACAUUAUUUUCUUUUUUAGGUAGUCUC